AUGUCCGGCGCGGCAGUCCAGGCGGUGGAGCCCCGCCCAGCGGCAGCCGCGACGACCACCGCGGCGGCGUCUCCGGCCGCCACGACGGCUCAGCCCGCGGCGGCGGCAGCGAGGGGAGCGAUAGGGUGCGGCGGCCCAGCGCACGCGUUGGGGCCGGCGGCGGCGACGAUGGAGCAUGUGCUGCUGGCGCUGCGGGAGACGGAGGCGGAGCGGGAGGCGCGGAUCCGCGGCGUCUUCGGCUUCUUCGACGCGGCGGGGCGGGGCCACCUCGACCACGCGCAGAUCGUGGCCGGCCUCGUCGCGCUGCGCGUCCCCGAGGGGACGACCGGCGGCGCGGGCGCCGAGGACUACGCGCGCGCGCUGCUCCGGGCCUGCGACCGCGACCGCGACGGCCGCGUCGGCUACGACGACUUCCGGAGGUACAUGGACGACAAGGAGCUCGAGCUCUACCGCAUCUUCCAGGCCAUCGACGUCGAGCACAACGGAUGUAUCCUGCCCGAGGAGCUCUGGCACGCGCUCGUCAAGGCUGGUAUAGAAAUUGAUGAUGAAGAGCUUGCAAGAUUUGUUGAGCAUGUGGAUAAGGACAACGAUGGUAUUAUUACUUUUGAGGAAUGGAGAGAUUUUCUUUUGCUUUAUCCUCAUGAAGCAACCAUUGAAAACAUAUAUCAUCACUGGGAAAGAGUCUGCCUUGUAGAUAUUGGUGAGCAGGCCGCUAUACCGGAAGGAAUAAGUAAACAUGUAGGUGCAAGCAAAUAUCUGAUUGCAGGAGGCAUUGCUGGUGCAGCAUCUCGUACUGCAACUGCACCUCUUGAUCGCCUCAAAGUAAAUAUGCAAGUGCAAACGAACCGUACUACAGUUCUAGAUGCGGUUAAGGGGAUAUGGAGAGAAGGUGGUCUACUGGGAUUUUUUAGAGGGAAUGGACUGAAUGUGGUAAAAGUUGCUCCAGAAAGUGCUAUAAGAUUCUACACCUAUGAAAUGCUUAAAGAAUACAUAAUGAAAAGUAAAGGAGAAAAUAAGAGUGACAUUGGUACUUCUGGGCGUCUCAUGGCGGGGGGUUUGGCUGGUGCUAUCGCACAGACAGUGAUUUAUCCCAUUGAUUUGGUGAAGACUCGUCUGCAGACUUAUGAGGGAGGCAGAAUUCCUAGCCUUGGCGCACUAUCAAGGGAUAUAUGGAUACAUGAAGGUCCCCGAGCGUUCUACAGAGGCCUUGUUCCAUCAUUGCUUGGCAUGGUCCCGUAUGCUGGAAUUGAUCUUACUGUUUAUGAAACACUGAAAGAAAUGUCCAAGACAUAUGUCCUCAAGGACAAUGAUCCUGGCCCUUUGGUACAGUUGGGCUGUGGAACAGUCUCUGGAGCGCUAGGAGCCACAUGUGUAUAUCCUUUACAAGUCAUCAGAACAAGAAUGCAAGCUCAGCCAGCCAAUUCAGAGGAUCCAUAUAGAGGGAUGACUGAUUGUUUUCGGAGAACUCUGCGGCAUGAGGGAGUUUCUGGAUUUUACAAAGGGCUUGUACCAAAUCUUCUUAAAGUGGUGCCAGCUGCAAGUAUUACCUAUCUUGUUUAUGAGACAAUGAAGAAAAGUCUCUCCCUAGAUUAA
Molecule: messenger RNA, 1593 nt
Organism: Miscanthus lutarioriparius
Lineage: Eukaryota; Viridiplantae; Streptophyta; Magnoliopsida; Poales; Poaceae
Source: the annotation of a GenBank genome assembly